ACCGCGAGGAUUCGCGUAGUUAAACUUGAGCUGUCAUGAAUUGAGUAUUUAUUCCGUUCACCUUGCAGUUUGGAGGAUGGCUCCACCUCGGAAAAGAGUGACUGGCGAUCGAAAGAAGAAUGUUAAUAAUUCUACCACGAAUGAAACAACAAAGACAUCAAGUGAGUCAUCAAAUUUUUCUACAGUCAAGUGGAUUGCUUUUGUAAGCAUCAUCUUCGUCUUGGUAUUACUUGUUGCGGUGUAUAUAUUUAGAACAAAUCAAGGGGAUUCAAAUUUAAAUCAGAACUCAAGGCAAAUUUUUGAAACAGAGAAAGGAUCAUUUGAGAAGACGGAAAAGAAAAAUAAGAAAACAAAACCAUCAGAUUCAAAGGCAGCCAUAACGAACAGCUAUGAUAAAUCCAUCACCAAAGAGUUAGACAAGGCGCAGAGUAUUUUAGACAAGGAUCAGAUCGCAGAUGCCUUACAAAGGUUUGAAGCUCUGACUAAGAAAUAUCCAAAGAGUCCAAGGGCUAUGUAUGGGAAAGCACAGUCCUUAGAUAAACUUGCAGAACAAAGGCAAAGUAAUAAUAUUCUUCUAGAAAGCAUAGAAACUUAUCGGAAAGCAGCAGACACGCCGAACUGCCCCACGGAACUGAAACGCAGAGCAGUGCGACGUCAGGCUGAAAGGCUCAGUUUCCUAGGCAGGUCUGGUCAAGCGGCAAAUGUUUUAAGGAGACUGUUGGAUGAGUUACCAGGUGAUAUCGAGGUCAUGAAUGAAUUGGGCGUGCAGUAUUUGAUGACAGGAAAGAACAGGGAUGCAGAGAAUAUCUAUAACCAGGUGAUAAACAUGGACCCAAGAAAUGGUUUUGCCCAGUCACACUUGGGUUUUAUUCUCAAAACUGAUCACUUGCGGUAUAUUGAAGCUAUUCCUCUGCUGCGUAAUGGAAUCUCAAGCGGUGAUGCUGGUGCUGAUGAUGGCAGAUUUUAUUUUCAUCUUGGAGAUGCUUUUACUUGAAUUGGAAAACCAGAUGAGGCUUACAAAGUAUAUGAGGAGGCUGCAGGAAAAGGAAUAUUCCUGUCUGCUUUGCAACGUUCCUUGUACAAUGCAGAUACACCCCUGACUGCACGACCUUGGUGGACACCAGAGGAAACUGGAUAUGAGAGAGCCAUUCGGAAACUGGAAGCUAACUGGGAAGUCAUCAAAGAUGAAGGAAUUUCAUUGCUUGACAAAAAGUCAGGAGGGUUUAUACCAGAAGAAGAAAAUCUCAGAGAACAAGGAGACUGGAAACAAUUCACUCUGUACCAGCGUGGCCGAAAGAAUGCAGCAGCUUGUCAAAAAACGCCACAGACUUGUGCUAUCAUUGAUACCAUCAAAGAUGCCACCAGCUGUAAGAGAGGACAGAUCAAGUAUUCCGUGAUGCUUCCUGGCACCCAUGUUUGGCCGCACACUGGCCCCACAAACUGCAGACUGCGCCUUCAUCUUGGACUUGUUAUUCCCAAUAAUGUAGCUAUUAGAGUUGGACGGGAAACAAGAACUUGGGAAGAAGGCAAAGCAUUAAUCAUCGAUGACUCGUUUGACCACGAAGUUUGGCACAAUGGUUCAACUUUCCGACUUAUUCUUAUUGUAGACUUUUGGCAUCCUGACUUAACACCUCGACAAAGAAAUUCAUUAUCACCCAUUUGAACACCACUCUUAAUUGUUCUAAACCCUUUACCUCCCACAAGUGACCAAGACAGAAUUUCUCCAUAAAAUAUCAAGGGAUGAGAAUAUAGAAAAAAAAAUCAAGUAGGGGAUUAUGAGUUGAUUCAAUUCUAACUUCUCCAAAACUAAUAUCAUAAGAAUUGUGUAACAAACAGUAAUGAGAAUUAGUAAUGAGACCUUGAGAGCGAGGGGGUUAAAUGCUAAACGUGUUACAUCUCCCAACAGUGUUGAUUCAUUAUCUUCCCUGUUUCAUGCAUUCAGUUAGUAAAAUGGUGGUAGUACACAGUGUUAUGCCUUGAACUCUCACGAGUGACCAAGACAGAAUUUUCUAUAACCGCAGUUCAUAAUAUAUGAACUUCAUACAUUCAUCAUAUCUAAUUUAUAAUCACGGGUUUAUUACGAAUCAACUUAACGGCUUGCUCCCAGUUGGCUUUUUAGCUCAAUUGGUAGA
Molecule: messenger RNA, 2132 nt
Organism: Stylophora pistillata
Lineage: Eukaryota; Metazoa; Cnidaria; Anthozoa; Scleractinia; Pocilloporidae
Product: aspartyl/asparaginyl beta-hydroxylase-like
Biological process (GO): peptidyl-aspartic acid hydroxylation
Cellular component (GO): endoplasmic reticulum
Molecular function (GO): protein binding; peptidyl-aspartic acid 3-dioxygenase activity
Source: RefSeq, a predicted model, not a curated record